This is a messenger RNA of Clarias gariepinus (North African catfish), 4378 nucleotides long. RefSeq names its product AFG1 like ATPase a (gene afg1la). Bases 15 to 1421 code for a protein of 468 amino acids. The transcript is spliced from 13 exons. NCBI's taxonomy places the organism in Eukaryota, Metazoa, Chordata, Actinopteri, Siluriformes, Clariidae. Gene Ontology annotation, molecular function: ATP hydrolysis activity; ATP binding. Gene Ontology annotation, cellular component: cytoplasm; mitochondrion. The record is from RefSeq and is a predicted model, not a curated record.
UCUUGAAUGCCAAAAUGGCAGCCGGCAAAGCGUCCUUGGUGGCGAUUAGUGUUCGGUUUAUUUUUAAUAAACAGUUUCUUCCACGGACCUCACCAUGUCCACUGUUUGGUAUUUCCACUAAACGAGGAUUUGCAUCAAGUGUACUGUCUCAUUCAAUUGAAGAAUCCAUUGCAACGAACACUCCAAGCAGCAGUUUCAGUGGACCGCUCGAACACUACAACGAGCUUAUUGAGCGAGGAGUCCUGCAAGAUGACAAACAGCAAAGAAUCGUUCUGCAAGAAUUAGAUCUAAUGCAAAAGAAGCUCAAAGGAUAUAGCAAUGAACCUGCAUCAUUUAUUUCACAAUUAUUUUCCAGACAAAAGCCACCAAAAGGUUGUUACAUCUACGGUGAUGUAGGCACUGGGAAAACCAUGGUGAUGGACAUGUUUUAUGAUCAUGUAGACAUCGCAAAGAAAAAGAGGGUUCACUUCCAUGGAUUUAUGGUAGAUGUGCACAAAAGAAUUCAUCGACUUAAGCAGAGCAUGCCAAAGAGAAAGGCAGGGAAAAUGGCAAAGGCUUAUGAUCCAAUUGCACCAGUGGCAGAGGAAAUCAGUGAAGAGGCCUCCCUGCUGUGCUUUGAUGAGUUUCAGGUCACAGACAUUGCAGAUGCCAUGAUUCUCAAGCAGCUUUUUGAAAACCUCUUUCGCCAUGGUGUUGUAGUUGUAGCCACAUCCAACAGACCUCCAGAUGAUUUGUACAAGAAUGGAUUACAACGAGUAAACUUUGUGCCCUUCAUUGCUGUGCUCAAGGAGUACUGCAAAAUACUUCGUCUGGACUCUGGAAUUGAUUACCGCAAAAGGAAUCGACCUGCAGCUGGAAAGCUAUUUUACCUCUCCAGUGAAAACGAUGCAGAUGCAACUUUGGAUAAGUUAUUUGAUGAAAUGGCAUUUAAGCAGAAUGACAUAACUCGUCCCAGAUCUCUGAAGGUACACGGCAGAACAGUAACACUGAGUAAAGCCUGUGGGACCAUCGCAGACUGCACAUUUGAGGAGCUGUGUGAUAGGCCAUUGGGAGCCGGUGACUACCUGGAAAUUUCGACGAUGUUUGACACAGUAUUCAUACGCAAUGUUCCUUUACUCACUUUGAAUAAGAAGACCCAGGCCAGGCGCUUUAUCACUCUCAUUGAUGCAUUUUAUGAUCAUAAGGUGCGUGUGGUAUUACAAGCUGAGGUGCCUUUAGAUGAUCUGUUUGUGAAUGAAGGACACCAUGAUGAUGAGAGGAACAUUUUAAUAGAUGACCUGGGCUUAAAAAGGGAUGCUGCUAGUUCCCUCUCAAUCUUUACUGGUGAGGAAGAGGUGUUUGCCUUCCAGCGUACAGUCUCGCGCCUCACUGAGAUGCAGACAGAGGAGUACUGGGUGGAAGGGGAUCGGAGCACUUCAUAGCACGUCAAUAUGAACUCCAUGUACAGAAUUGCCAAAUACAGUUAUUUCAGAAUUCCACUGUUCUCUGUUUUGGGAGGGCUUUGGAUCACCUUUAUGAACAUUUAUUUUAUUCAUAACUAUACCAUAUUUCACUCUGCUGCACUUUAUUCUUAAAUCUGCAGAAUGACUAGACAAGAAAUUUUAGUAUUCCAAUGAAAUGCAUUCACAUAUUUGAAUGCAAUUUUAACCUCUUUGUUAAUCAAAUAUGUCCAGGAUAUUUGGGAAAAUUUUACUUGCAAGUUGAGCACAGCAACGUUUCAAGAUAAAAGAAUCAACAUACUGUGUACAUCCCAUCUACACUUUCACUGAGCUGAAAAUGAUGUAAGUUAUUUUUUAUUUCAGUUUUUCUUUAUAAUUUUGGGGUAUGUGCUGAAGUAUAUUUACAUGUUAAUAAUUUGUAUGGUACGGCAAUACUUUUUUUAUUUUAGAUCUUAAUGCAAUAAUGUUAUCAUAACUCAAAUAUUUAUUUCUUAGUUACACAAUCAAACUGUGUAUUAUAGUUAUAUUUAACUAUAUUUUUAUGUACAGUCUAAUUUAUAGCAAUUAUUUUCAGUCAUAUAAACAGACGAAAAAAAGAUUGCCCCAAAGUCUUUAAUUUUAGGUCUAAGACCACUCAAAGCAUUACAUUUGUCUUUUACUUCUUCUUUUUUUUUUUUUAUCAAGUGUUAAUUUGACUAGUUUUUUCCAUGUUUAACUAAGUAAAAAAAUGCCUUUUAAAAAAUUACCUUUUUAUUUAUAUAAUGAUCAUUAUCAGUGUGAUAGGACCGGAUGGAUGUAAUAGAAUAUUGAGUUUAGGAGCACUGAAUUGGCCACCUAUGGAUUGUAAUUAUAAGAUCAUUGCACAGAAAUAUCAUAUCUGUUAUUCAUGUAUUUAUUUGGGUACAUAUAUUGAGUGGAGACACUCAAUAUUGAGUGGAUAUACUAUUGAGGAAAACAGUGGUCAGAUGGUAUGCUGAUGUGAGGUUACUUCUGCCAUUUAAGAGUUUAAAAAGAUGUUUUCAAUUUUUUUUUAUUAUUAUAAUUGUAUUUUAGGUUGUAUAGGAAGAAUAAUAUACGUUGCCCAGUCAGAUUAAAAAAAAAGUUGCUCACACUAAGAUUUCAAUAUGUCAACUUUAGCUUUGAUUACAGCACACAAUGUAGUGUCCAGUUGAAGUGUGAAAAUGAUUCCUUAUGCACCCAGAACCACUCUCUCAAUUUCUGUCCUGGGAUAUACCUGUGCCAUCAGGCAAGAAAAACUCUAUUGAUGUAAUAACCUGGUCGUUCAGUACCUUCAGACCUGACCAGAUCAGAACACUGUUUCCAGUGGCCACUAUGCAUGGUUAGUGCAUCUCUUCAUGCGCUAAGCCUACCCUGAUCUACCAGUAGGGUCAGUCUGGGCUCAGCAGAUCAUGUGACAUUAUUCCAAAGUCCACACUUUAUGCUUCAUAGUAAAUUCAAGUCUUUUUUCUGAAUACUAACAACUGGCUUACUUAGCUGCAUAGUCCUGUGAGUUCUUAUCACAUUUUGUGGGGAAAUAGAAAAUAUUUUCACUCUUAAACUUGGCUAUUGUUUUUACUGUUAUUUUUACCAUGCAACUUCAAGUGUUUAAGUGAUCUCCAUUCAUGAUCUUUUCCAACCAUGUUUCUUCAACAAAGCUGAUGGUUCAGCACUAUCCUAGGAUAUCCUAGGCUUUGGUAAUGUGUUUUAGGAUUCUUUACCAAGUUACAGUAGUUUAAAAUGUUUUCUUUUUUUUUUUUUUUUUUUUUAAGUCAGGCAGUUUAUUUAUGAAGUAUGUAGUAAUUAAAGGGAAUAUUAUGUGUAUUUAUUUGACCUUAGUAGAUUGUGUAUUACUUUGUUAAUUAAUUUAUUAUUAAUAAUUGUAUUAAUUUGUAAUUGGGGUAGGGAAAAUACUAUUGGUGAAAAUAAAGGCUUGUUUUUAAUUCUGACUUUAAGAGAAAAAUAUAAAAUAAUUUUAGGUGGAGUUUUAGAUCUAUGCAAAUGCAGGUGCUGUGCAUAAAUUAUUACAGAUGUUGUAUUUUUGUACAAGCAUAAGUGAGGUGUGCAUAUGCAAAAUGGAGAGUACAGAGGAAGAUCUCUUGAGGUUUUUAGCUUUUACCAAAUGCACUAAGAAUUACCUGGCAAAAUACAGAAAGCCUUAUUAACUCUCCCAUAUAGAUGUAAAUAAAAUUAAUUUGUAUAUCAGUAUUGUACCACUGUAGGAUUAGUGCAGAAUGUUAUCUUUCUUUCAUGAAGCCAAAUCUGUAGAUCAGGUUAAGUCAUUGCUAGUUUAUACCAUGAGAAUAUCCCAACUCGUAGUCUUUCUCAUACACUUAAAAAAAUAGCCUAAAAAAAGCCUUUCAAUAAAAACGUAAUGCAAUUCUUUGUGUAGAGUUGGUGGUAAAUAAGACAUAGUAAUUUAUGCUGCCAACCCCCCAAAUCAACUGUUCUUGUAUUUCUUUCAACAUAUAAUUUACCUCAUGCCCCAUGUUUUUUUUUUUUUUUCUUCUUUAUGAAAAACAGGCUGUAAGAUAUGUUAUUGAAAGAGUCCAUAGAUUAAAAGAAAAUCACUUCUGAAGAUUUUUUAGAACACAAAUCCAGCAUAACAAAAGUGUUUUAAUCCAUUGGUAUAAAAGACUCCGAAGUAAGGUAUAAUCACAUUUAAUUAUGUUCUGGAAUAUCUCUCGAUGCUGACAGUCUAGACUGUGUAUUAUCACACUGUGUAAUCUAAUAUAAUGCAAAUGUGACUGAGAAAUAUAAUUGUUUUUUUUUUAUCUAAGGUUGAGAGCUUUAUUGCAGAGCAUACCAUUAAAGGUUAAAUGUGCUACAUCUCAGAACCACCGUAUGUUAUCGUGCUGAAUUGCCACAAUUAUUGAUGGAAAGUUUUGAUUAUUUGUAUUAUAAUGCUUAGGUUUACAUUAAAACUAUACCUAAUAAUUUGU